AUGGAAUUGCGAUUGCUCAGCGAUGGCCCACCAGCGACCACAUCUAAGACUGCGUGGCUUCGUGACGGACAAAUACAAGGCAGAGAUCGAUCGAAUGUAUUCGUAAUUGGCGUGCACCGACGACGAGGAAUAUCGUUAAAACAUUUUUCAGUGUAUUAUUGUGUACAGACUGGCCCUCUAGACAGUACUGAUGCACAACUUGACUAUCUUUGCUUUCCAUAUAAAUCACUGAGAAUUUAUAAGAUAAAGAUUUUUUCCAAGAUGAAGAAUACGGAGGCUUACAAUAUUAUAGAAGAAGUAGAAGCUGAUUUUAAACAGAUAGACUAUCAGGUUGUAAAAAUACACAGAUGUUGGAUCGGAAAUAUUUCAGUCGUGUUGUGACAUAGAUUCUAUUUUGGUAAAAAUCUCAUGCAUAAGUAUCAUAAUUAAUGGUGAACACGCCGUGCUAGUCAUUUUCUUUUUCAUGUAAUUAGUAGGAAUGCCAGAAAGUAUAAUACAGCAAGGAGGAUUUUCACGCAUGACAACUGAUGUAUAGUAGGGCGACACAACAAACAUUCAAUGUUUUUUUUCACGCACUGGGAGAUCCAUGAGCGUGUACAUUGUGAGGCUAGUAGUUUGAUAUCGUUUUGGAAUGGUUUCAGUUUCGUUUGUAGUUGCGUCUGAAAUGUUCUCGUGAAAUUUAUUGGAAGUUGAUUGUUUCGUGCUGCAGAGCAUUGAACGAAGGAUGCAGGCUAGAUCGUUUGUUUUUUAGCCUGUUUGUUCUCGUGAGUUGUUCCUCUCGACUAAUGCUCUUGUGGUUCGAUUGUUGGUUAUCUCGGUAGUUUUUCCUAUCGUCGAUUGGGUUAUGCGGCAGCGUCCAGGUUCUAGCCUUGUCUUGUGUUGAUUUGGCUGUGAAGGUAAGUAGGGAAGAUCGGACAAGGUAACAAGGUAAGGGAAUAUUUAUCACGAACGGUUUAACAGCUUACGCGUAUCCUGAGACGAGGCUAGUAGGACAGCUUCCUGCAGACUGGAGAACAGCUUCACCUGUUAGGGGUAAAUAAUUGAAAUUUAUAUGUUACCCAAAUGUUGUGAGUUAUAUUGCAGCUAACGAGAUGAACCAUCCCGUCCCAUUUGGGAGGACUGGGAGUGACACGUUGAGGCUGAACUUUGGAGACGAAGAUCCAAAAGUGGGACAAAGAGAAAGAGCAUGAAAAUCGCGAAAAUCUUUACCGCCAUAGUUGUACAUCAUCGCAACAGAACAGACACCGAAGGAAGUAGAGAAGAUCAGUGUCAACAAAAAUCGUAGUCCUAUCGAUUCGUAAGAGAUGAGAUCAAUGAAUAUGCAUCAAAAAAAAAUAUAGAAGGAGCUUAAAAACUGGACCAGUUCGACGCAACUA
Amoebophrya sp. A25 is the source of this 1376-nucleotide messenger RNA. The record is from the annotation of a GenBank genome assembly. Lineage: Eukaryota; Dinophyceae; Syndiniales; Amoebophryaceae.